AUUUUCCAAACCAGGCCCGAGGAGACUGCUUUAGGCCAUAUAAAGAUUUGUGAAGACGACAAACCAAUCCAGAAGAGUCCCCCUGAGCAACAAAACCCGGAGGUUGCUCCAUAUAAAUUUCUUCAUUCAAAUCGCCAUUGAGGAAUGCAUUUUUGACAUCAAGUUGGUGAAGAGGCCAUUGGCGAAGAGCAGCCAUGGCAAUGAAUAAGCGAACAGAUGCCAUCUUGGCCACUGGAGAAAAAGUAUCACCAUAAUCCAAACCAAAGAUCUGUGUGUAACCUUUGGCAACAAGGCGAGCUUUGAGACGGUCAACAGUGCCAUCAGGGCCAACUUUGAUAGCAUAGACCCACCUGCAACCAACAACAGAUUUCCCGGAUGGUAAUUGAACAAGAUCCCAUGUUCCACUAUGCUUGAGAGCACUCAAUUCAUCAAGCAUGGCCUGACGCCAACCAGGGUGGGCUAAUGCAUCACCUAAAGAUUUUGGAAUUGACAAAGAGGAAAUAGACGAAAGGCAUGUAUAGAAAGAUGGAGAGAUUCUAUGAUAACUCAAAGCAGCAUAAUGAGGGGAAUGAUUACGGGUAGAACGCAUACCUUUACGAAGGGCAAUGGGAAGAUCAGACUCAGUUGUUGGAACCGGAGGAGACAAAUAACUCGGCACUUGAUGUGAGUCAUGUGUUGGUUGUUGGCAACGAUGUCUUCUGCUAUAAACCUGAAGAGGUGGUCUAUCCGCAAUAGGUACACUCGGAGGUGGCUGAGGAGAAUCCGAGGUGGCACUGGAAGUGGGCACACUAGGAGGAUCACACACAACAGGGAUAUCUAUAGUAGUAGAUGGUGGCUCACAACGAGAAGAGGGGUGUGUGAAGUAAAAAGAAGACUCGUCAAAGGUGACAUCAGCGGAGAUAAAAUGACGGUUGAGGGAAGAAGAGAAACACUUAUACCCUUUUUGUGAGCGGGGGAAUCCUAAGAAGACACAUUUGUGGGCUCUCGGAGACAACUUAUCCAAGCCAGGACUAAAAUCAUGAACAAAACAUGUGGACCCAAAGACUUUAAGAGGUAAAGGGUGAAGAGGGUCGUGAGGAAAUAAAAUAGAAUGAGGAACUUGGUUAUGCAAGACUGAAGAAGGCAUGCGUUUAAUAAGAUAACAAGCAGUAAGAACCGCAUCACCCCAAAAAUGUGAAGGAACUGCACCAUGAAUUAAAAGAGUGCGAGUUGUUUCAAUAAGGUGCCUAUUCUUGCGCUCAGCCACUCCAUUUUGUUGGGGUGUAUAAGCGCAUGAUGUUUGAUGAAGAAUGCCCUGAGAAGCCAUAAAAUGUUUGAAGGAUUGAGAGAGAUAUUCACGACCAUUAUCACUCCGCAAAUUUCGAAUAGAAACCCCAAACUGUGUUUUAAUUUCAUGAAAGAAUGAUUGAAAAAUAGAGAACAACUCAGGACGUCCAUGUAGAGCAUAACAUUUGUCAAUCUUGUGGCCUAAUUUGCCACAAUGGUCACACUUGGGUCGUCCCUUUCCCGGCUUGCGAGAACGAUUGCGAUCAUCCCGCUGAGAGACCAAGACUGAGGAAUCAUCAGCACAAGUAGAUAUAUCAAUGAUUUGUUUUCUUGGCACACGUAAAAGGGCAGAACUAGUAGCAGUGAAGUUGGGCACAACAGGAGACCCCAAAAUCUGGUCGCGAACAUGGGAAUAUUCAUCAGAAAGACCAUGUAAUGCCAACAACAUAAAGAACUUUGACCGUUGCUCAAGUUCUUCAGCUGGAGUGGAGGCCGGAGGCAAUAACUCAUUAAACUCAUGCAGAAGGGCAUGAAUUUUGCCCAAAUAUUCAGCCAUGGGUCCAGGACUCUGCGGAGCAACAACUUUGAAAAGAUCCUGACAAACACCAUAAAGACGCUGAGUGUCAUUGGUGUAUAACAACUUGGCCUGUGCCCAAACGUCUGAACAUGUUUCAUAUGAACGAAACAUUUGUUUCAGCGAAGAGUUAAUGGUGGACUUAAUGACAAUGCAUAAUUGGGCAUCAAUUUUCGUCAAGCGGGAAACUUCAUCUGCAGCAACUGUAGUUACACUCUGGGUGAGAUGAUCUUCAUAUCCUUGACUCUUGAGCCAAAGUUUGAUAUCGGAUGCCCAUGUCGCGUAAUUUGUGCCAUCCAACUUGUCAAUGGAUAAAUGCACAUUGACGUAGUUGGUAUAAACAGAGGGUUCAGACAGCGGAGUGCUUAAAGAUGACACAUCCGAAUUGGAGCGGAAGAAGCCAUAGAGGGAGAAACCCUAAAAAUUCAAGGUGCUCCGAUUGAAACAACAACCACAGAUUCAGAAAGAGCUCAAGAAGGCGAUUCAGGCGAAGUUGAUCGGCGCAGAAAACGACCGGCGACGCGCCGUCACGCGCGGCGGAGAGGUGGCGGCUGCCGGAGCUUGCGGCGGCGCGUGGAGGCGCGUGAGAACUCCGAUGGCGGCGAUAUCUGCGGCGUUGGAGUCGCCUGGCCGUGACGAACAAAACCGUCUGGUCGUCGGUCGAAACUGCAGCUCCGGCGACGGUGGCGGCGGCGGCGGAGGCGACGGUGACGACGGCAGAAGCGGCGGCAAUGAGCGGCGGCGGGACGGUGGCUGUAGUAAACUAACCUAAGCUCUAGAUACCAUGUAAAAUAAGAUGAAAUAGGGUUUUGGAAUUAAUCUCCCUUGUGUAAACCCUACACAAAGGACAAUUUAUUUAUAUUGAUAAUGGGCCAAAUCCCAGAAAUACAUAAUGGGCUGAGCCCAACUAUUAAACACAAUAUUAUAUCAUCUAAUAUAAAGCAACUACGGCGUGGCAUUCAUUCGGUGCACCAAAGUAGCUUUCGCUAUUUGAAAAGGUUGAAAGCAUUGGGCUGCGAUGAUCUACAGUGUGUAAUUCCAUCUCAUUUACUCUUUUGCUUUGAGAAUUUGGAAGAGUUAGAUAUACAGAAUUGCAGUGCAACACGGGUCAUAUUUAAUAUCGGUGCGAAGAGUCGGACAAAAGCUUCAGGAAUAUUCCGUUUGAAAAUUUUAUCUUUAAGUAGGCUACAACAACUGGAGCAUGUAUGGGACAAGGAUCCGGAAGGAAUUAUUGGCCUCAAAGUGCUACAGGAAGUGCAUGUUGAAGAAUGUGGACGUCUUGAAAGUUUGUUUCCAGCAUCGGUGGUCAAAGAUCUGACCAGACUUCAAGUGCUUCAGGUAACAAAGUGUUUGGAAUUGUUAGAAAUAUUUAGGAAUGAUGAAAAGGGUGGAGAAGAAGAAGGAACAACACAACACUCUCUGUUUCCUUGUCUCACCACAUUGACGCUGCAGAAAUUGUCACGCCUCAAAUACUCUAUCCACUCUAAAGAAGAGGUGAGGUUGACAAAAUUUGAGUCUUAGAUAUAGCCCUUUACAAGAGCAAUUAUGUCUUGGCUCAUGGACUAUUCCAAACUCCUCCUUUAGUCUGUUAGAUUCUUUGAGCUUGGAUGGUUGCCAUUUUUCAUCAGAUGUACUUCUACCAUUCAAUUUACUUCCUUUCUUAAAUAAUUUGGAAAAGUUAGAACUUCGAAACUGUAGUUCUAUCAAAACCAUUUUUGGUGUCAAAUAUACAACACAAGACACGAUGACUUUUCCUUUGAAGAAAUUGAUUUUAUCCUAUCUGCCAGAUCUGGAGAAUGUUUGGAACGAAGAUCCUCAUGGAAUUCUAAGUAUGCACCAUUUAAAAGAAGUAAAUGUUGAGUAUUGUAAUGGCCUUGCAAAUGUGUUUCCAGCAUCAAUAGCCCAAAAUCUCGUGAAACUUGAGAAUUUAGUUGUGGAAAACUGUAAUGGGCUGAUGACAAUUGUUGCUGAGGAUGCAAGCCGAACAAAUCAAGAGCUCCCAUGUCCCUGUGUGAGAUCAUUGGAACUAAACCAUCUACCCAUGUUCAAAUAUUUUUACUAUUGCUCACAGCAGUGCAACAAUUUUGCACAUAUAAAAUCACAUGCUGAUGAUGAUGUCUACAAUGAAAAGUUAUUGAAGGGCUUGUCACUGGGGAAAAAUGGAGUAGAGAUGAUUUUGCGUGGGAAAUUUCAGAGAAAACUCUUACAUAACAUACAAGUUCUUACUCUCUUUCGUUGUGAGUCGGAGGUAUUUCCGUAUAAAAUUCUAAAGGAGGUUCCCAAUAUAGAGAAACUUGUGCUGAUUGAUGGUACUUUCAUGGAUAUCUUCAAGAACCAAAGUCCUAAUAAUAUGGAUUAUAGUGAAGAACUUGUAUUACAGCUGAAAGUAUUACACUUGGAGUUCCUUAGAGGGUCGGUUUCCAUUGGGUUAGAGAACUCUUGGAUUGAGCCCUUUGUCAGAAACCUAGAAACUUUAAAAGUCAUUGGUUGCGGGAGUUUAAAAAACUUGGUAGAAUGCGAAGUAUCUUUCUGCAAUAUGACAUAUUUGAAAGUAGAAAGUUGCCUUAGCUUAUCAUAUUUGUUUACUUCCUCAACAGCCAAGAGUUUGAGUCAACUCAAAAAAAUGAAGAUAAAACGGUGUGAAUUCAUUGAAGAGAUAGUGUCUAAGGAGGAAGGGGAGGAAUCAGAUGCGAAUGGAAUAAUAUUUCCGAAGCUCAGUCGUUUGAAUCUUGAUUGUUUAAGGAAUCUCAGAAAGUUCUACAGAGGGAAUUUAAAUUUUCCAUCCUUGGAAGAAUUGUCAAUAACAAAUUGCUACAACAUGAUAACUUUAUGUACAGGUACGCUAAAAACAGACAUGUUGUCUGAAGUUAUACUUGAUGGCUCAGGAGUUCUUCCACUGGAAACUAAUCUCAAUUCUACUAUGCAGAAGGAAUUUCUGAAACAGAUGUCAAAAGUAGAUGUAGAUUUUGUGUAUGAUGGGUCAAGACUACAAGAGAUAUGGGAUGGCUCAUUACAGAUCCCUCCCGACUUCUGUUUCAGUAAGUUGGUCAAAUUGACUGUGGGCCACUGUGGGUUCUUAUCAGAUGCAGUUCUGCCCUUCCAUUUACUUCCUUUAUUACCCAAAUUGGAAACAUUGAAAGUUCGAAACUGUGAUUAUGUGAAAACCAUAUUUGAUGUCUCGUUGGAUAUUUUCGACUUCUAUUUCAGUAAGUUGGCCACACUGAUUGUGGAAGCCUGCCCGUCUUUAUCAGACGCAGUUCUGCCCUUCUAUUUACUUCCUUUGUUACCCAAAUUGGAAACAUUGGAAGUUCGAAACUGUGAUUCUGUCAAAUCCAUAUUUGAUGUCAAAUGUACAACAAAACACACAUUAAUCACUUUUCCUCUGAAGAAAUUGGUUUUAUGCAAACUGCCAAAUCUGGAAACUAUUUGGAAUGAAGAUCCUCAUGGGAUUCUAUGCAUGCAACUUCUACAAAAAGUACAUGUUCAGGUUUGUAAAAGCCUUCCAAGCGUAUUUCCAGCAUAUGUAGCCAAAGAUCUUGUGAAACUUGAAGAUCUAGUGGUUGAAGAGUGUGAGAGAUUGAUGGUAAUUGUUGCAGAGGAUAAUAUCACAGAUCCAAGAGGAACAAAUGUGGAGAUUACGUUUCCCUGUCCCUGUGUGAGAUCAUUGAAAUUACGGGAUUUGCCAAAGUUCAAGUAUUUUUAUUACAGUCCCCUGAAGUCUGACAUUUAUAAAAAUAUGGAAUCAUAUCCCGAGGAUCAACUCGAUACUGAAAAGCGUCUGUCACUGGGUGAAAAUGGAGUGAAGAUGAUUUUGCGAGGAGAAUUUUCGAGAAACCUCUUACACAACUUAAAAGUUCUUGCUCUCUGUUUUCAUUUGGAUGCAUUUCGAUAUGAAAUUCUGGAACAGGUUCCCAAUGUAGAGAAGCUUCUGGUGUGUGAUGGUUUCUUCAAGGAGAUCUUCUGUUGUGAAAGCCUUAAUAAUGUGGAUUAUUACAGUAGAUUUCUCUUACACCUGAAAGUAUUACAUUUGGAGUCUCUUCAAGAUUUCAUUUCCAUUGGGUUAAACUUGGCAGCGUGGAGAUUGCUUCUCUCCAAUCUGACAUGUUUAAAAGUAAAAGACGAAUUAGAUGAGGAUGAGAUAAUAUUUCCACAGCUCAGAUGUUUGAAUCUUGAAUGGUUAUUGGAGCUCAAAAGGUUCUACAGAGGGAGUUUAAGUUUCCCAUCCUUGAAGGAAUUCUCAGUAACAAACUCCGACAAGAUGAUAACUUUAUGUUCAGGUACUCUAAAGACGGCGAAAUUGUCUCAUGUUAAAUUGGAAAAAUUCCAAGAAGCUAUUCCACUGAAAUUUGAUCUCAACUAUACUAUGCGGAAGCAAUUUUUGAUUGAGUGGACAUCUCCUUAUUGUACAUGGAAUCGGAGUCUUGAGUUGAGAGAUAGGGUAGACCUACAAGAGAUUUGGCGUGUCUCACUCCACAUCCCAAACUUUUGCUUCAGAUGGUUGGAAACCUUGAUUGUGGACGGGUGCAAAUUUUUAUCAGAUGUAAUCCCCUUCGCUUUGCUUCCUUUAUUACCCAACUUGGAAACAUUGGAAGUUCGAAACUGUGAUUCUGUCAAAACCAUAUUUGAUAUCAAAUGCAGAACACAAGAGAGAUUAAUUACUUUUCCUCUAAAGAAAUUGGUUUUGUCGGAGCUGCCAAAUCUGGAAACGGUUUGGAAGGAAGAUCCUCAUGGAGUUCUGUCCAUGCAAUUUCUACAACAAGUAUUUGUUGACAAUUGUAAAUGCCUUACAAGUGUAUUUCCCGCAUCACUACUCAAACAUCUCGAGAAACUUGAAAAUCUGGUUGUGAAAGACUGUGAGGGAUUGAUCACAAUUGUUGCAAAAGAAUCUGAUGAUCAAGACAAAAAAAUAAUAUUUGAGCGGCUCCAAGUUUUGGAUCUUAAAAGAUUAGAAAAGUUGAGGUGUUUUUACCCUGGCAAUUUUACUUUAUGUUUUCCAUACUUGAAGGAAGUCUAUGUCAUCAAGUGCAGCUCCAUGAAAACUUUCAUUACAUUCAACAAAAUAGAUCAUUCCAUAAAGUGGUAUUAUGAAGAAUAUGAUUCUCAUUUAAAGUGGUUUUAUGGAGAAUAUGCUUCACACCCAGAGGAAACUGAUCUUAAUUCUGCCGUGCGCAGAACUUACGAAGAAGAGGCUCCAGAUGCCUCCAGUGCUAUCAUUUCAGUUCUUCAAUAGUUCACAC
Vigna unguiculata (cowpea) is the source of this 7077-nucleotide messenger RNA. RefSeq lists its product as uncharacterized. NCBI's taxonomy places the organism in Eukaryota, Viridiplantae, Streptophyta, Magnoliopsida, Fabales, Fabaceae. The record is from RefSeq and is a predicted model, not a curated record. Gene Ontology annotation, molecular function: ADP binding; ATP hydrolysis activity.